Messenger RNA from Mauremys reevesii (Reeves's turtle), 5999 nucleotides. It is a transcript of the gene NUP188, whose product is annotated as nucleoporin 188. Gene Ontology annotation, biological process: protein import into nucleus; RNA export from nucleus. Gene Ontology annotation, molecular function: structural constituent of nuclear pore. Gene Ontology annotation, cellular component: nuclear pore inner ring. The record is from RefSeq and is a predicted model, not a curated record. The coding region runs from base 35 to 5329 and encodes 1764 amino acids. NCBI's taxonomy places the organism in Eukaryota, Metazoa, Chordata, Testudines, Geoemydidae. The transcript is spliced from 45 exons.
UUGUUUUUGGAAAUGCUUUUGAGUCUUGCUGGAAAUGAGAACUGUAACACCUUCAAACUCGAUGGAAAGAAAGCCUGACUCCAAGAGCAGCAGAGAACUCUGGACCAUUCUGCUGGGCAGAUCGGCUUUGAGAGAACCUGGUCAGAUUGCAGCAGAGUUGAACAAGCAUUGGCAGAGGCUACUAGAGGGGCUUUCAUACUACAAACCUCCCAGUGCAAGUUCAGCCGAAAAAGUAAAAGCUGAUAAAGAUGUGGCUGCUCCACUGAAGGAACUGGGCCUGAGGAUCAGCAAGUUUUUGGGGCUGGAUGAAGAGCAAAGUGUGCAACUAUUGCAGUGUUAUCUUCAAGAGGAUUACAGAGGGACCCGGGACUCACUUAAGACUGUCCUGCAGGAUGAAAGGCAGAGUCAGGCUCUGAUGUUGAAGCUUGCUGACUAUUACUAUGAAGAAAGAAUGUGCAUUCUGCGCUGUGUCCUCAACCUACUCACUUAUUUUCAGGAUGAGAGGCACCCCUACAUGGCACAAUACUCGCAGUGUGUUGAGAAGCUGGACAAGGAACUGGUUCCUAAUUACCGGAAACAGUUUGAAGAUCUAUACAAAGCAGAAGCUCCUACAUGGGAAACACAUGGAAAUCUCAUGACAGAGCGCCAGGUGUCCCGCUGGUUUGUGCAGUGCCUCCGCGAGCAAUCCAUGCUUCUAGAAGUCAUCUUCCUUUACUAUGCAUACUUUGAGAUGGCACCUGAUGAGCUGCUGACCUUUGCCAGGCUUUUCAAAGAACAGGGAUUUGGCUCUAGACAGACCAACAGGCAUUUGGUGGAUGAAAGCAUGGAUCACCUGGUGGAUCGUAUUGGCUACUUCAGUGCUCUUAUCCUGGUGGAGGGCAUGGAAAUUGACUCCCUGCAUGAACGUGUGUUGGAUGAUAGGACGGAGGAACAUAAAUUUGCCAGUAAUGGGCGUAUGCACCAGGAAAUGGACCAUCUGCUGCUGACUUUAGGGGACAUCUCUCAUCAUGCCCCUGUGCUCUUGGCCUGGGCUUUGCUCCGUCACACAGUAACCCCAGAGGAGUCGACCAAUGCGAUCAGGCGAAUGGGAAGUACUGCUAUCCAGCUGAAUAUAUUCCAGUACCUGACAAAGCUGCUACGAUCACUCAGCAGUGGGGGGAAAAAUUGUACUGCCAGCACAGCUUGCAUGUGUAUUUAUGGGCUGCUUUCCUUUGUUCUGACCUCACUGGAAUUACAUACCUUAGGCAAUCAGCAGGACAUCAUUGAUGCAGCCUGUGAAGUUCUAGCAGCUUCCAGCAUUCCACAGCUCUUCUGGAGGACGGAGCCAACUGCAGGUCUGGGUAUUAUCCUGGACAGUGUGUGUGGGAUGUUCCCACAUCUUCUCUCUCCUCUUCUGCAGCUGCUCAAAGCCCUUGUAUCGGAUAAAUCUACUGCAAAAAAGGUGUACAGUUUCCUGGAUAAAAUGUCCUUCUACAUUGAGUUGUACAAACACAAGCCUCCUGAUGUGAUCUCGCAUGAAGAUGGCACCCUCUGGAGAAGGCAGGUGCCAAAACUUCUCUAUCCCCUGGGACUGGGCCAGACAAACCUACGAAUACCUCAGGGAACAGUGGGCCAGGUGAUGCUGGAUGACCGGGCAUACUUAGUACGAUGGGAAUAUUCCUACAGCAGCUGGACAUUGUUCACCUGUGAAAUUGAGAUGCUGCUCCAUGUUGUAUCGACAGCAGAUGUGAUUCAGCACUGCCAGAGGGUCAAGCCAGUCAUUGACCUGGUUCACAAGGUCAUCAGCACUGAUGUGUCGAUAGCAGAUUGUCUUCUGCCAAUCACAUCACGGAUCUACAUGCUGUUACAGAGGUUAACAAGUGUGAUCUCUCCCCCAGUGGAUGUUAUUGCUUCUUGUGUCAAUUGUUUGACUGUAUUGGCUGCCCGCAUGCCAGCUAAGGUCUGGACUGAUCUUCACCACACAGGGUUCUUACCAUUUGUUGCCAAUCCAGUUUCCAGUAUGAGUCACAUGAUUAGUGCUGAGGGAAUGAAUGCUGGGGGCUAUGGAAACCUGUUGAUGAGCGUGGAACAGCCUCAGGGCGAGUAUGGUGUCACCAUCUCCUUCCUACACUUGGUCACAACUCUUGUCCGUGGACAACUUGGCAGCACCCAGAGCCAAGGGCUGAUGCCCUGCAUUGUGUUUGUGCUGAAGGAAAUGUUACCAAACUACCACAAAUGGCGCUAUAACUCCCAUGGAGUGAGAGAACGAAUUGGGUGCCUAAUCCUGCAGCUCAUCCACGCUAUUCUGAAUCUCUGCCCUGAAAUGGAUCCUCACAGCAGCAAUGCUCCAAGCCUGCAGUCCUUGUGCAUCUUCAGCCUGGCCAACACAGAAGCAGGACAGGCUGUCAUUAACAUCAUGGGCAUCGGUGUGGACACCAUUGAUAUGGUAAUGGCCUCACAGUCCUGUAGUUAUACUCACUCACUGGAGAAUUUCAAGGGAAUUGCACGCAUUGCAGAUUUGUGGAACGAUGAGUCACUGGGCCAGGGCCAGCUGCUGAUCCAGACAGUAAAGCUGGCAUUCUCGGUCACCAAUAACGUCAUCCGGUUGAAAUCCCCUUCUAGCGUGGUAUCCCCACUAGAACAGGCACUUACUCAGCAUGGUGCUCAUGGGAACAAUCUGAUUGCUGUCUUGGCCAAAUAUAUCUACCACAAACACGACCCAGCACUGCCACGCCUUGCCAUCCAGCUGCUCAAACGACUCGCUACGGUAGCUCCAAUGUCAGUUUACGCCUGCCUUGGGAGUGAUGCUGCUGCCAUUCGUGAUGCCUUUUUGACCCGCCUGCAGAGUAAGAUUGAGGACAUGCGCAUUAAAGUCAUGAUCCUGGAGUUCCUCACUGUUGCUGUAGAGACACAGCCUGGGCUCAUUGAGCUCUUCCUGAACCUGGAAGUGAAAGAUGGGAGUGAUGGGUCAAAGGAAUUCAGCUUAGGGGAAUGGAGUUGCCUCCAAGUGGUCUUGGAACUGAUAGACUCCAAACAGCAGGAAAGAUACUGGUGCCCUCCCCUCUUGCACCGGGCUGCCAUUGCAUUCCUUCAUGCCCUGUGGCAGGACCGUCGGGAUAGUGCCAUGCUGGUCUUGAGGACCAAGCCAAAGUUUUGGGAAAACUUAACCAACCCCCUCUUUGGGACCCUUUCUCCCCCCUCAGAAACAUCAGAGCUCAGUGUCUUGGACACGUGUGCCUUAAUCAUGAAAAUCAUCUGCCUGGAGAUCUACUAUGUGGUCAAGGGCUCACUGGACCAAUCCCUGAAAGACACCCUGAAGAAGUUCUCCACAGAAAAGCGCUUUGCUUACUGGUCAGGAUAUGUGAAGUCAUUGGCAUUGCAUAUGGCAGAGACAGAGGGUAGCAGCUGCACCUCCUUGACGGAGUAUCAGAUGCUGAUCUCGGCCUGGCGGAUGCUGCUGAUUAUCUCCACCAGUCAUGCAGAUAUAAUGCAUCUGACUGAAACUGCAGUCCGGCAGCAACUGUUUCUGGAGGUGCUAAGUGGGACCAAAGCUUUACUGCUGGUCCCCAUGUCGGUGUUGUGCCUGCAGCUGGGGUCCAUGCUGUGCACCCUUCUGCUGAUCCUGCUUAGACAGUGGAAGAGCGAGUUGGGUUCUGUGGAUAAAAUCAUAAACUCCUUGACGCAGAUUCUGGAGGGAGUGCUGCAGGCAGAUCAGCAGAUGAUGGAGAAGACCAAGGCUAAGGUGUUCUCUGCUCUCAUCACUGUUCUGCAGAUGAAGGAGAUGAAAGUGAGCGAGAUCCCUCAGUACUCCCAGCUGGUGAUGAGCGUGUGCGAGACCCUACAAGAUGAAGUAAUUGUGCUCUUUGAUCAGACACGACACAGCCUCACGUCUGGAGACUCUGCAGAUGACAAGGACAGCAUGGAAACAGAUGAUGCCUGCCGGGGUAAACACAAGGACCAGCGAGAUGGGGUGUGUGUUCUAGGGCUGCAUCUGGCAAAGGAACUCUGUGAAGUAGACGAAGAUGGAGAUUACUGGCUGCAGGUUACUAGGAAGGUCCCUAUGCUGCCUACUAUCUUCACUGCCCUAGAGAUCAGCCUGAGAGUUAAACAAAACCUUCACUUCACAGAAGCCUCAUUGCAUCUACUGCUGACCUUAGCCAGGACGCAACAGGGUGCAGCAGCUGUGGCUAGUGCUGGUGUCACACAGAGCAUCUGUUUGUCCCUCUUGAGCGUAUACCAGCUCAGCACUAAUGGAACAAUUCAGACACCUGCUUCAUCUCGGAAGUCUCUGGAUGCCCCAUCCUGGCCUGGGGUCUAUCGUCUCUCCAUAUCAUUGAUGGAGCGCCUUCUUAAGACACUAAGGUACAACUUCCUGACAGAGGCACUGGACUUUGUGGGUGUCCAUCAGGAGAGGAUUCUUCAGUGCCUGAAUGCAGUACGGACAGUGCAGAGCCUGGCCUGUCUGGAAGAAGCUGACCACACUGUUGGCUUCAUUCUUCAGCUCUCCAACUUUAUGAAAGAGUGGCAUUUCCACCUUCCACAGCUCUUGAGGGACAUACAGGUGAACUUGUGUUACCUCUGCCAGGCUUGUACCUCCCUCCUGCACAGCCGCAAAAUGCUUCAGCACUACCUGCAGACGAAAAAUGGCGACUCCCUCCCAUCAGCUGUGACACCUCGAGUGCAACGCACCCCCCAGACCUCCUCCAAGCAUCCGAGCCCUGAGUCAGAGGCAGCCGAGCAGAAGGCGCUGCGUACGGUGCAGUAUGGUCUCUUGAAAAUUCUCAGCAAAUCUCUAGCUGCCCUACGCCACUUCACCCCCGACGUCUGCCAGAUCCUCCUUGAUCAGUCACUGGACCUGGCUGAGUACAACCUUCUCUUUGUUUUGAGUUUUACAACACCUGCCUUCGAUUCAGAUGUCGCUCCCUCCUUUGGGACCCUCUUGGCCACUGUCAAUGUGGCCCUUAACAUGUUGGGAGAGCUGGAUAAGAAGAAAGAGCCCUCCGCUCAAGCUGCAGGGCUGAAUACACAAGAGGAGACUAAAACUCUUAAGUCUUUGCUCAUGUUUACAAUGGAAAACUGUUUCUACCUGCUCAUCUCCCAGGCUGUUCGGUAUUUGAGGGACCCAGCGGUGCAUCCACGAGACAAGCAGCGGAUGAAGCAGGAGCUCAGCUCUGAGCUGAGUACACUGCUCUCAAGCCUCUCUCGUUACUUUCGCCGGGGCGGCCCCUCUUCUCCAGCCAGUGGGGUUCUUCCCUCUCCCCAGGGAAAGUCUGCCUCCAAGAUUGGCCCUGAGGGGCAGGAGCCUUUGGUCCAGCUGGUACAAGCCUUUGUCAGACAUGUGCAGAGAUAGGUUGUGUGCUAUUGCUGCUAUUUCAGGAUUGCACCAGAACUAUUCAUUUCCACCUCAGAAGGCAUCAUGCUUGGUUGGGCUCAUAACUGAGUUGUAACAUCUGCUGGGGAGAUAUAUCCUGUUGGAUGCUUGCACCUGAGUCGGAGAGUCAACAUAAGAAGGUCCAAGAACGCUGCCCUGUCCAAAGAACUGCUCAGUCCAUGCAUGCUCCUUGCCUGCUAGAGUGAUCAGGCUGGGUUUAAGUGUUGACCAGUCAAAACCUUUAUUUUUAUAGCUUGUGCACAGCAGUUGGGUGGGGAGAGGAGGCAGGUUUUUAACUAUUUUCCUUUGAGCAUUAACUCUGCUCUUAGUACAAGGUGCAAUCUUCCUCUCCCCAUCAGUAAGUCUGGUGAGGCACAGGCUAGUGAGCAGCCAGCAAUUCAGAGACCAGCUUUCUAUUGCUAUUUUUGUAUCAAAGGGUGCCAGUCACUGCUGCUGGGUUGGCAGAGCAAGGUAAAACGGGGUGUGUGCACCUGUGUCCCUCCUGCUGUUGAUUUGCGUGAUAUGUACAUUUUUGAGGACUAGAAGGCAGCCUCCUCCAAAAGGUUUUUAAGUCAAAAUUCCAUUGCUCGGAUCUUGCAUUUUUUGUAACUGUGCCCUAUUUAUACUGAUAUUAAAACAUUUAUAAACA